Molecule: messenger RNA, 1017 nt
Organism: Oppia nitens
Lineage: Eukaryota; Metazoa; Arthropoda; Arachnida; Sarcoptiformes; Oppiidae
Product: exosome complex component RRP43-like
Exons: 9
Coding region: 232-1017 (261 amino acids)
Biological process (GO): U5 snRNA 3'-end processing; TRAMP-dependent tRNA surveillance pathway; nuclear mRNA surveillance
Cellular component (GO): nuclear exosome (RNase complex); cytoplasmic exosome (RNase complex)
Source: RefSeq, a predicted model, not a curated record
UAAAACAAUUUGUUUUACUUUUUGCUAAAAAUAAAAGUUUUUUUUAAACAAAUUAUUUGUCAUUACUUCAACUGUGGAUCAGUUGUGGUGACAUUUCAUUGGGAUUUUUUGUUAUCAAUUUAUUGAUUGAUUAACUGACACAACAAUAAUCCACAAAAAUCGUGUUUUUCAGAGAUUUUUGUGAAAUUGUGUCCACAGUUUUGUUUGUUUCUCUACUAAACAAACCAUUUGAUGAUAAUGUCUGAAGAAGUCAAAUUAUUACAACCGCUUCAGUAUAUAAAUGAAUUUCUUAAAAACGGUGUCAGAACUGAUGGCAGAAAAGUGGAUGACUUUCGACCAAUGCUUUUGAAUUGCGACACUGUGGGAACCGCUAACGGGUCUGCAAUGGUUAAGUUUGGUAGCAGUACUGUCAUCUGCGGCAUAACCACUGAACUYAUUGAAGCAAAUCCCGAAACACCCGAAGAAGGCCUAAUCGAGAUUACAGUCGAAUUGCCUGCACUUUGUUCGGCCAAAUACUGUAUGACUGAUUCAACCAACGAUGCACUUGUAUUGACACAAUCGUUGAAUAACGCCAUCAAACAAAGCAAAAUCAUUGAUCUCAAGAAGUUAUGUGCCGUCGAGUCAAAGUUUGUAUGGAAACUCAACGUAUCUGUGAUUUGUCUCAAUAAUGACGGAAAUCUAUUGGAUUUAAGUCUAAUAGCAAUAGUCUCUGCAUUUCAUUCAUGUUCACUGAAAUCAAUUGUUAUCAAUGAAGAUAAUACCAUAACAUACGAAAAGCAAAGUAAACCUCUUGAAGUGAAAACAUAUCCGAUCGCAACAACAAUUGCUAUAAUUAAUUGUAUGUGUUUACCCGAUCCGUCGGCAGAUGAAGAAUGUUUAGCCGAUACUGUUAUCAAUAUUGUUGUCAAUGCAGAUACCGGUGUCAUUCAUUCGUGGUAUAUGACGGGAACUGCAAAACUUGAUAACAAUUUUUUUGGUAAAUGUUAUAAAAUUGCCAAAAAUAGGUCAAAAUUAUGA